AUGCCAACAUCAAAGCCCCAUUCCUUGCCCUCUGAGGGGCGGUCCUCAAGCAUAAAAUGUUCAGGUUUUCCCAUGUUUGGGGUCUUUCUUGAUUCUGAACGCUCGGAUGCAGAUUGUCCUUUUCUUUGCAAAGAAAAUAAAACCUUGUCGGCCGGCAGAAGUCUCUAUUUCAUUAUUCACCAGCAGCGACGGAAGAGAAAAACUUCCACGACAGACAUGAAGAAGCUCCUCCCUCCUGCGGCCAACACUCAUGCACCUUAUUUUGAACAGAUGAGCCCAGAAGGACACACUGUGCUGCUCUGGUAUUUAUCAAAAAGUUUUUUGGCGUUGAUGGUCUUGAGUAUAGAGCUGGACUUGCGGUUUGCAGUGCAAUAG
Xyrichtys novacula (pearly razorfish) is the source of this 375-nucleotide messenger RNA. The record is from the annotation of a GenBank genome assembly. Lineage: Eukaryota; Metazoa; Chordata; Actinopteri; Labriformes; Labridae.